UUUCCAUUAAGCUGUAAUUUUAUCUACAAUGAAGCCUUUCAUGCUUGCCAAGCUUUUUCUCUUCCUACUAUUUCCCAAUCUAAUGUACCAAGCAAUAUGUUGUUCCACUCUUUUUCCCCUCCUGGCCUUUUCCCUCCUCCCCCUCCUCAUGAAAUUUUGGGUGGUGGAAGGAGGGUUUGCAUGGAGGAACUACUCUAAUAACCAAAACCCUAAAAAACUUAAUGGCCCUAUGUCUUGGCCAUUCUUGGGGUUUUUGCCUCAAAUGGGGUCUCAUGCUCACCGCAAACUAGCCUGCAUGGCAGCUUCAAUGGGCCUGAAUCGUCUGAUGGCCUUUAGCCUUGGCACCACUCGAAUGAUCAUCAGCAGCCACCCGGACACUGCCAAGGAAAUCCUUUGUGGGACCUCUUUUUCGGACCGUCCCAUAAAGGAAUCGGCUAAACUACUCAUGUUUGAGCGCGCCAUUGGGUUCGCUCCCUUCGGGAGCUACUGGCGUCAGCUGAGAAGAAUGGCGGCGAACCACAUGUUUUCGCCUCGGAGAAUUGCCUGUUUGGAGGGUGUUAGGAGCGCAGUAGCAGAGGAGAUGAUUGGAAAGAUGGACAAAGAGAUGGGUGAGAGUGGGUUUGUGGAGGUUAGAAGAGUGGUGGGGGAAGGGUCCUUGAGAAAUGUGGUAGAGAGUGUGUUUGGGAGUUGUUUAGGGUUGCAAGGGGAAGAGUUAGGGUUGAUGGUGAAACAAGGGUAUGAGUUGAUAGGGGAGUUUAAUUGGGGAGAUUAUUUUCCAUUAGGGUUUUUAUUGGACUUUGGUGGAACAAAGAGAAAGUGUCACAGAUUGGCUGGGAGAGUCAACGAUCUUGUGGGUCAGAUAAUAGAGAAGAGAAAAAGGGAAUUGGAAGGAGUAGAGCUUAACGUGAAGACGAAUAAUAAUGACUUUCUUAGUGUUUUGCUAUCAUUGCCUAAAGAGGAUCAACUUGUUGAUGCAGACUUGGUGGCUGUCCUUUGGGAGAUGAUAUUUAGAGGAACAGAUACCGUUGCAAUACUUGUGGAAUGGAUCAUGGCUAGGAUGGUUUUACACCAAGAUGUUCAAGCAAAAGCACAACAAGAAAUUGACACUUGUGUGGGUUCCAUUAGGCACGUGCAAGACUCAGACAUACCUAACCUUCCCUAUUUACAAGCCAUUGUAAAAGAGGUACUUCGGUUGCACCCACCCGGCCCAUUACUCUCUUGGGCUCGACUUGCGGUCCAUGAUGUCUAUGUGGACAAGUGCUUCAUCCCAGCUGGGACAACUGCUAUGGUCAACAUGUGGGCAAUCACUCAUGACCCCCAAAUUUGGAACGACCCAUGGGCCUUUCGGCCCGAGAGGUUCAUGGAGGAGGAGGUUUCAAUCAUGGGUUCCGACCUUAGGCUUGCGCCUUUUGGAUCGGGUCGCCGGGUGUGCCCAGGACGGGCUUUGGGCUUGUCCACAGUUCACUUGUGGCUGGCCCGAUUUUUGCAACAUUUCAAGUGGCUUCCAGGUCCGUCAGUUGAUCUCUCCGAAUGUUUAAAACUCUCUCUUGAGAUGAAGAAACCUCUUGCAAUUCGUGCGUUUCGCCGUCAAUUAUAAUUACGGUUUUCUUUUUUCUAAUUAUAUACUAUAUACUUUUAUGUAGUCCUUUGUAACCCAAAAAGUUUGGUUAUCAUGGAAUUAAGUAUGCUUUGCAUAAAAUCCUUGAAAUAAU
Molecule: messenger RNA, 1712 nt
Organism: Ipomoea triloba (trilobed morning glory)
Lineage: Eukaryota; Viridiplantae; Streptophyta; Magnoliopsida; Solanales; Convolvulaceae
Product: cytochrome P450 78A5-like
Exons: 2
Coding region: 29-1597 (522 amino acids)
Molecular function (GO): monooxygenase activity; heme binding; oxidoreductase activity, acting on paired donors, with incorporation or reduction of molecular oxygen
Source: RefSeq, a predicted model, not a curated record